Messenger RNA from Cololabis saira (Pacific saury), 1067 nucleotides. RefSeq names its product X-ray repair complementing defective repair in Chinese hamster cells 2 (gene xrcc2). NCBI's taxonomy places the organism in Eukaryota, Metazoa, Chordata, Actinopteri, Beloniformes, Belonidae. The coding region runs from base 215 to 982 and encodes 255 amino acids. Gene Ontology annotation, cellular component: centrosome; Rad51B-Rad51C-Rad51D-XRCC2 complex; replication fork. Gene Ontology annotation, biological process: double-strand break repair via homologous recombination; DNA strand invasion. The record is from RefSeq and is a predicted model, not a curated record. The transcript has 5 exons. Gene Ontology annotation, molecular function: ATP binding; four-way junction DNA binding; ATP-dependent DNA damage sensor activity.
CCAGAGGCGGCGGGAGAAAGGGCGGGAGAGGAGAAGCUGCAGCGAUGACUGAGAGCGGCACUCAGCUGUUUGCUCGUCUGGAGGAGCGUCGGUGUUUGAAGGACGUGGAGCCGCGUCUGUUUCCUGGCGACGUGGGACCCCUGCAUGGUGACUGGCCCCGCCCACCGUCUCACUGAUGCAUGAACACCAGCCCCGCCCACCGUCUCACUGAUGCAUGAACACCAGCCCCGCUCAGGUCUGGUGCAGCUCACUGAUGUGCUUUUGCUCCACCAGGGGACGUGGUGGAGCUGUGCGGGCCGGAGGGGACAGGGAAGACGGAGCUGCUCUACCACCUGCUGAGUCGCUGCGUGCUGCCGGAGGCGGCCGGCGGCCUGGAGGUGGACGUGGUGUUCGUGGACACCGACUACAGCCUGGACAUGCUGCGCCUGGUCAGCGUCCUGGACAGCAGACUGAACGUGUCUCCACCGGCUCGGACGAGGCGGCGCUGCGCUCCUGUCUCUCCCGCCUCCUCGUGGUUCACUGCUCCUCGUCCUCCCAGCUCCUCCUCACCCUCCACUUCCUGGAAAGCACCAUGUCGUCGAGGCCGCGCCUGGCUCUCCUCCUCCUCGACAGCAUCUCCGCCUUCUACUGGCCGGACCGCUGCGAGGGCGGAGCCAGCAUGGCCAGGCGGGAGGAGAAACUGGCCAAGUGUGCUGAGCUGCUGGGACGGAUGCUCAGGGAUUACAGGUUCACCAUCUUUGCGACCUGCCAUGCCAUCAGGAGGAGCAGCAGCGCUGAACCGUCCUCCUCCUCCACCGACCGGCCGUAUCUCUGUCGCCCAUGGCAACGGCUGGUGACGCACCGGCUGCUCUGCUCCCGGCAGGAGGCUGGGACCGGCGGGGAGAGACGGCAGGUCUUCACCGCACACUGCACCUCCUCCAGGACCAGGACCUCCGGGACCAGCUCCUUCUGGGUGACGGACGGCGGCGUGGAGUUCCUCUGAGCCGGGCCCUCCGUCCUCCUCACCCUACAAGCAUCGGAUUACUGUGUUGUCUGUUUUAACAUGUAAGAACGGAAUAAAAAUAUGG